Messenger RNA from Daldinia vernicosa, 606 nucleotides. RefSeq lists its product as uncharacterized. Lineage: Eukaryota; Fungi; Ascomycota; Sordariomycetes; Xylariales; Hypoxylaceae. The record is from RefSeq and is a predicted model, not a curated record. The transcript is spliced from 2 exons. Bases 1 to 606 code for a protein of 201 amino acids.
AUGACUUCAGGCUCUGGUACCUCAAACGAACCGGCGAAGCCGUCUCCCCAGCUUUCUCCUGAUCUUCCGAGUACCACCACGUACCUAACAGGCCACAAUGAUGAGGGAAAGGCAAUUGUGCAAUCGGCGCGGCCGGCAGCGUGGAAGGCUUUCGAAGGGGGCAUCAUGGGUUUCAACCAGAUUUAUACCAACAAAUUUCUGCCCGAUUUGAACAACGAUGCAGAUAUAAAAUUCCACGACGAGAUAAUCGCGGGAGGAAACCUCGGAUUAGCUACUAAAGGCGGGACCGUUUGCCGCAUGGUCGACUUCGGGCCGCAAUAUGAGUGUAUGAUGCACAGAACCAAGUCGCUGGACUUCGGUAUAUUGAUCGAGGGAGAACUGGAAAUGAAACUAGAUGACGGCAGUAUCACAAAUAUGAAGCGAGGCGAUAUAGCAGUUCAGCGAGCAACGAUGCACGCCUGGCGCAAUCCGAGUACCACUAACUGGGCUCGUAUGGUAUUUGUGCUUCAGGAUACGCAGCCAUUGUUUAUCGGAGGGAAGAAAUUUGGAGAAGACUACGGUAGAGGUACUCAAGACCUCCCACCGAGUGGAAACGACGACGAAUAA